This is a messenger RNA of Phymastichus coffea, 653 nucleotides long. RefSeq lists its product as uncharacterized. Lineage: Eukaryota; Metazoa; Arthropoda; Insecta; Hymenoptera; Eulophidae. The transcript has 3 exons. The record is from RefSeq and is a predicted model, not a curated record. Bases 176 to 508 code for a protein of 110 amino acids.
CGCUACUUGCACAAAUAGGCAAGGGUGGAUCGGAUUCCACGAGUGUCUCGACUAAACGUAACCAACGGAUUCUGAAAAUCAGCUCGCAAGAUAAUAAUGUUAAAAUCUCGGAAAACAUCGGACUUCUGUCAAUGGCCUCGAGUGCGAACCGAGAGACGAGCACUCUGCGCCGUAGAUGCCGGCAAAGUACGUGUCGCCCGACCACGACGACUGUACAUUGACGACCGAUCAGAUUCGACGGAGAUAUCGAGACACCUCGCUUGUCAUCUUUCAAGAGCAGUACUUGUACCGAGCACGCAGAGUGCGAGAAAGCGAACGAGAGCGCACGACUUAUUUGAGUUUCGGCGUGAAUCGACGUGCGGUGACUUACAAUAACAACGGUAAUGAGCCCGUUAUCGUACAUAGGACCGUUACGGAUGCUGUGAUGCAAGCAAAUCCAAGUUCCAGAUUUCUGUCGAGGAUCAUCAGAGCUUAUGAGAAGCCUAGCGAUAAUUGUACGAUAAGCUGAUAUAAACUUCGCCUUAUAUCUAUGUACACUUUAUGUAUAUUCUUUCAAUAUCUCUCUCUCUCUCUCUCUCUCUCUCUCUCUCUCUCUCUCUCUCUCUCUCUCUCUCUCUCUCUCUCUCUCUCUCUCUCUCUCUCUCUCUCUCUCU